This is a messenger RNA of Nilaparvata lugens (brown planthopper), 3597 nucleotides long. RefSeq names its product probable aconitate hydratase, mitochondrial. The record is from RefSeq and is a predicted model, not a curated record. Gene Ontology annotation, molecular function: 4 iron, 4 sulfur cluster binding; aconitate hydratase activity. The coding region runs from base 538 to 2895 and encodes 785 amino acids. The transcript has 14 exons. Gene Ontology annotation, biological process: tricarboxylic acid cycle. NCBI's taxonomy places the organism in Eukaryota, Metazoa, Arthropoda, Insecta, Hemiptera, Delphacidae. Gene Ontology annotation, cellular component: cytosol; mitochondrion.
UUUUAUGAUAUCAAAAUUGAAAUUUUAUACAGUACUGAAGUGUUCGGAUUUCUCAACACACUCACAUGAUAAACAAAUUAUAUUGAACUUUGAAUAUUUUGUCAUAGUUGCGGAAGAUGAGAGAAAAGAUAAAAACGCAGUACAAAUAAUUUAAUUUUGGACGUUGUGACACGCUUAUGAAUCGUGCUCUAGAUAAAUUAAAACUAGUGCAAUAAUUGGGUAACGACCGACAUUUCAAACUUCGCAGAUUGUCUAGUUAGCGCAGGAAGUUAGCUGGCAAAAUUAUUCAAAGGAAAUUCGUGUUCACUGUUCAGCUCGGUAAACAUCGUAGCUUUUAGUUCCUUGUUUUCACGUAUGUGAAACUAGGUAAGGAAAUUAAAUUUUUAUCGUAUGUCUGUGAUAAUAGUUCGUAAGUGCAGCUUAAGAUAGCAGCAAACUUCAUAAUCUUGUGAGCAAUUUAUUGGAUUGAUAGCGUUGGUGUUUCAUUUUGUCUGGGGCUGAAACGAAUCAGUUUGUCUUGAACUUUUAUAAACAACCAUGGCGUACUGUGCAAGGGCCGCACGUUUCAAGGGUCUUCAAGGCCUGGUUGAAAUCCAGCAAAGAUGUUUCCACGCGUCGCCGAUGACUUUUGCCGCAGCCAAGGUGGCCAUGAGCAAAUUCGACACCGCUCCCAUGCCCUACGAAAAAUUGCAACAAAAUUUGGCUGUUGUCAAGAAGAGGUUGAACCGGCCGAUGACCCUCUCGGAGAAGGUGCUGUACUCUCACCUGGACGACCCAUCAGGCCAGGACAUAGAGCGGGGCGUGAGCUACCUGCGCCUGCGCCCUGACAGGGUGGCCAUGCAGGAUGCAACCGCCCAGAUGGCCAUGCUGCAGUUCAUCUCAUCCGGCCUGCCCAAGGUCGCCGUGCCAUCCACCAUUCACUGCGACCAUCUCAUCAUUGCACAGGUUGGAGGAGAAAAGGAUUUGCAAACUGCCAAGAGCACAAACAAAGAGGUCUACGAGUUUCUGCAAUCAGCUGGUGCUAAGUACGGCGUUGGAUUCUGGCAUCCUGGAUCUGGUAUCAUCCAUCAGAUCAUCCUGGAGAACUACGCGUUCCCAGGUCUGCUGAUGAUCGGCACAGACUCGCACACACCGAACGGCGGCGGUCUGGGCGGUCUGUGCAUCGGAGUGGGCGGUGCAGAUGCGGUCGAUGUGAUGGCCGACAUCCCCUGGGAGCUCAAGUGCCCCAAGGUCAUCGGCGUGCAUCUCAAGGGCAAGAUGACCGGCUGGACCUCGCCCAAGGACGUCAUUCUCAAGGUCGCCGACAUACUCACCGUCAAGGGUGGUACCGGCGCCAUUAUCGAGUAUCACGGACCGGGAGUCGAUAAUAUCUCGUGUACAGGUAUGGGCACAAUCUGCAACAUGGGUGCGGAGAUUGGUGCGACGACGUCGGUGUUUCCUUUCAACAAGCGCAUGUACGACUACCUGAAGGCGACCGGUCGCACUGACAUUGGUGCCGCCGCUGAGCAGAACAAGAACCUCCUCACCCCAGACGAUGGCGCUCCCUACGACGAGCUGAUCGAAAUCGACCUGUCGACAUUGGAGCCUCACGUGAACGGCCCCUUCACCCCCGACUUGGCCCACCCCAUCUCCAAGCUGGGUGCCAAUGCCAAGAAAGCCGGCUGGCCUCUCGACAUCAGAGUCAGCUUGAUUGGAAGCUGCACUAACUCGAGUUACGAGGACAUGGCUCGUGUGGCGAGCAUUGCCAAGGAGGCGAUGAAGCAUGGACUCAAGUCGAAGACCCCCUUCAAUGUGACUCCCGGCUCAGAACAGGUCCGCGCCACCAUCGAACGAGACGGAAUUGCGGAAACGCUGAGACAGUUUGGCGGCACAGUGCUGGCCAACGCAUGUGGACCGUGCAUCGGACAGUGGGACCGCAAAGAUGUGAAGAAGGGCGAGAAGAACACUAUUGUCAACUCGUACAACCGCAACUUCACGGGUCGUAACGACGCCAACCCCGCCACGCACGCCUUUGUCACGUCACCCGAAAUGGUCACCGCACUCGCUAUCAGUGGCACGCUCGACUUCAACCCGCUCACUGACACGCUCAAGGGACAGGAUGGCAAAGAUUUCAAGCUGAGCGACCCAUUCGGACCCGAACUGCCCGUCAAGGGCUUCGACCCGGGCGUAGACACGUACCAGGCCCCGCCCAAGGAGGGCCAAGCUCUCAAGGUCAACGUUGACCCCAAGUCACAGCGGCUGCAGCUGCUGGAGCCAUUCGACAAAUGGGACGGAAACGACCUCGAAAACAUGACCAUCCUUAUCAAGGUGAAGGGAAAAUGUACAACAGAUCACAUUUCGGCAGCUGGUCCCUGGCUCAAGUACAGAGGUCAUCUUGACAACAUCUCCAACAAUCUGUUCCUGACGGCGACGAACGAGGAGAACGGCGAGAUGAACAAGGUGUUGAACAGGAAGACGGGUGAGUGGGGGGCGGUGCCAGACGUGGCGCGUGCGUACAAGGCGGCCGGCAUCAAGUGGGUGGCCGUCGGUGACGAGAACUACGGAGAGGGCAGCAGUCGCGAGCAUGCCGCUCUCGAACCCAGACAUUUGGGAGGCCGAGCCAUCAUUGUGAAGUCGUUUGCCCGCAUCCACGAGACCAACCUGAAGAAGCAAGGCCUGCUGCCUCUGACCUUCGCCAACCCCAGCGACUACGACAAAAUCAAGCCAACUGACAAGAUAUCCAUUGUUGGACUGAAAGCAUUCGCACCCGGCAAGCCACUGGACUGUGUGAUCACGCAUGAGAACGGAUCGCAGGAAACAAUCAAACUGAACCACUCGUUCAACGAGCAGCAAAUCGAGUGGUUCAAGGCUGGCAGCGCUCUCAACCGGAUGAAGAUGCUCGCCGCCAAAAAGUGAACCCAUUCAACUUUUAGCCAAUUCAAGCUCUAGAAAUUCCCGUCUCAAGUGUCUUCGAGUGUUUCAAAUUAUUCAGUCUCGUUCAAAAUUACAAUUUUAUUCUGUUCCAAUACUCGUUUUUAAAUCGUAGGUGCGUUUCAAAUGUUAUAUGAAAUUGUCUUCGUAUAUACGCCUUGAAUUGUCGUUUUUGUUUCGUUAUUCUUAAAUCAUAGUUACUUUAUCAACCGUUAAUACUCAAUCCACUACCAAUGGACAAUUUAAUUGUCUGAAUAUUUCGCUUUUAAUUUUGUUUCAAUACUCAAUGUAUUCAAGUUUUAGUUACUUUUUCAUUAUAUUCUAAGAAUGUACUAUCAAUGGAGAUGAUCGUUUUAUAAUACUCAUUGAUUUUUUCAAAUCAUACUCAUGCUUAUUAUUUAUAAUAAAUACUCAUUUUUCGAUUUGAUUUUAUCAAAACUAAAUUUUAGCUUAAUUUUAAAAUUAUUUAACACUAGCAUGUUUUGUAUUAUAGUAGAGAAUUUUGGUAUAAAUGAUUCUCUUCUGAACAUAUAAAAUGUAAAAUCAUUGUCUUGUAAACCGUAUGUAACUUGUAUUAGUACUGAAAUUUGUUGUUGUAAUUACAUUGUCAUGAUCACUUAUUUAUUAAAUUCAGUGUAGAUUUGUGAUAGAAUGACAUAGAAUAAACGUUCUAUUAUUUUUCUAAAA